UAAAAGUCAGAUUAGACCCACCCGCAGAAGCAACCGUGGUUUUAAAAAGGAGCAUAAAGAAGCUAUUCUUGGAAUGUAUUGUUAAUGCCUAUGUAUAAGAUGUUGGUGUGGUUAUUAUGCUGCGGUAUUGUAAUAUACGCGGGAAUAGUACAAGCUAAUGUCGAGGCGUUUCCGUGGCUGGAAGAGCGGGUUUACAAAAGGCCGGAGUUCAUUGAUUAUCCGAAUCCGGUAAAUUGUUCUGAAACGGGAAUGAGUGUUACUGUCCCCAGUGAAGAAUACGUUGACUUGGCAGUUUCUUUUCUUAUUCGUGAUUGGAAGACUGGAAUGGAGUAUGAGAUUACUGAUAUUCCUUCAGGCUGUUUGAAACCGACUGUAAGUAAAAGUGAAGAUGGCUUGAUCCUUUGGACUACCUAUAAUGGCUGCUUUGUCCGAAUGUAUAAGAAAAAUUAUAUUCUCGAACUAACAGUAAGAGGAGUAAACUCCACCAUCACUGUAUAUGAACGGUUGACUAUGAAAUGCCGAAGCCAAACGUCUGGGAAAGAUCCAGAGUCCUAUAUCUUAACUGACCGGUGCACUGUUGAAAUUGAUAAGAGGAUACCUUGUGGAAUCGCUGAAGUGAAUCAAGUGGACUGUGAAUCAAGUGGUUGUUGCUAUGAUUUCAACACAUCUCAACCCUGCUAUUAUGGGAAUGAAGCAACCAUACAUUGCACAGAAGAUGGUUUCUUCGCUAUUGCCAUCUCUAAAGAUGUGACAAAACCACCAUUAAACCUGGAUUCUAUCAGAAUGGCUGGAAAGCAAGGCUGCAAUGUUACUGACUGGAUUCUUCACAAGACUACAGAGCUGCUUAUUCUUAGGCUACCUUUCAGUCCUUGUGGAACUGCUGCUUUUCAGAAUGAAAAUACAUUUCUGUAUGAAAUGCAAUUGGUGGCAGACCAAGAAGUGCUUGUUGGAGAGAGUGGAUCUAUAACUAGAGACAGCAUCUACAGACUAGAUGUCCGCUGUCUGUACAAUGGAAAAGAUAUCAGACCACUCAAAAUUGGAGUCAAUACUUUAGCCCCGCCUCCUCCUGUGACUGAUGGUGGUCCUUUACAUUUGGAACUCCGGGUUGCAAAAGAGAGCUUGUAUCAUUCAUACUACACUGAUGACGACUACCCUGUGGUCAAAGUUCUGCAGGAUCCAGUAUUCUUUGAAGUUCGCAUUCUUCAGAGAACAGACCCAAAUGUUGUACUAAAGCUAGAAAACUGUUGGGCUACUCCAGUCUCUGAGUCCAGAGCUAGACCUCAGUGGAAUAUCCUGGUUGAUGGGUGCCCUUAUACAGGUGACAACUAUCUCACCCAGCUGCUGACAGUCGAUGCAACUUCAGGAGUGAAGUUCCCACGACAUUAUCAACGCUUCAUUGUCUACACUUUUGUUUUUCUAAAUCAUACAACUGGACAGCCUUUGGAAGGAGAGGCUUACUUCCACUGUAGUGCUUCAGCAUGUUACCAGAGUGCAAGAGAGUCCUGUGAAACCUGUAGUGAACAGAGUUCAAGAAAGAAAAGAGAGAGACGUAUGAAAAAUUAUGUUUCAAGCAUUGUGACUGCUGAUGGACCAGUCUUGUUCAUCUCUAAGGAAAAUGUCGAUCAAGGAAAAGGCUCUCUCAUAACACCAGCAGAAAAGAAGAUGACUUUGCCUGCUGUAUUUCUUGGAGCAGCCUGCAUUGGUAUAAUUGCUCUGGUGGUCAUACACUUUCAGUUAUGCAGACAGCACAGACUGAAGCCUAAGAAACCCACAAGAAUAACUGAAGUGUCGAGUGACAUUUUGAAAUGAUCAUUGUUUGAUAAUUAUCAAGCUUUUUUAUAGUUUUGAUAGUUGCACUUGAUUCUUACAAUCUAACAUGUACCACAGUUUGUAUAUCAGUAAAAUAUUGGAGAACCCUUUAAAUAAAAUCUUGACCUGAA
Messenger RNA from Protopterus annectens (West African lungfish), 1940 nucleotides. Its product is annotated as zona pellucida sperm-binding protein 4-like. The transcript has 12 exons. The record is from RefSeq and is a predicted model, not a curated record. Lineage: Eukaryota; Metazoa; Chordata; Ceratodontiformes; Protopteridae. Gene Ontology annotation, molecular function: structural constituent of egg coat; acrosin binding. The coding region runs from base 85 to 1809 and encodes 574 amino acids. Gene Ontology annotation, biological process: binding of sperm to zona pellucida; prevention of polyspermy. Gene Ontology annotation, cellular component: egg coat.